Molecule: messenger RNA, 2382 nt
Organism: Lates calcarifer (barramundi perch)
Lineage: Eukaryota; Metazoa; Chordata; Actinopteri; Centropomidae
Product: neuronal acetylcholine receptor subunit alpha-7
Exons: 10
Coding region: 93-1625 (510 amino acids)
Biological process (GO): chemical synaptic transmission; monoatomic ion transmembrane transport; regulation of membrane potential
Cellular component (GO): postsynaptic membrane; synapse; neuron projection
Molecular function (GO): transmembrane signaling receptor activity; acetylcholine-gated monoatomic cation-selective channel activity
Source: RefSeq, a predicted model, not a curated record
ACACACACACACACCCUAACCAUCAUUCCCUCAUUCUUUCACGUUCAGAUAAACAGAGGACUCUCCGUUCUCCGCUCCACGCGCGGUUCAACAUGGACUUGGUCAAAUUUCUGCUUUUCGUCGCAGUCACCGGCUGCACAGUGAAAGUUUCUCUUCAAGGUCCAAACCAGCACAGAUUAUAUGAUGACCUGAUGGCCAAUUACAGUCCACUGGUGAGACCAGUGUCCAAUGACUCUGAGACACUCACCGUUAAGUUUGGCCUGAGCCUCAUGCAGAUCAUGGACGUGGAUGAGAAGAACCAAGUUUUAACAACCAACAUUUGGCUUCAACUGUAUUGGGAUGAUCAUUACCUCCGCUGGAAUGAAUCGGACUAUCCAGGUGUGAACAAUGUGAGAUUUCCUGACGAUUACAUUUGGAAACCAGACAUCCUGCUCUAUAACAGUGCAGAUGAAAGAUUUGAUGCUACUUUCCAUACCAACAUUUUGGUCAGCUCCUCUGGCACCUGUUCCUACCUACCUCCAGGGAUCUUCAAGAGUACUUGCCGCAUCGAUGUGCGCUGGUUCCCUUUUGAUAUCCAGAGAUGUGACCUGAAGUUUGGCUCCUGGACAUAUGACGGCUGGUCUCUGGACUUAAAGAUGCUGGAUGCAGAUAUCACUGGCUACACGCCAAAUGGAGAGUGGGAUCUUGUUGAGGUUCCAGGACGCAAGAACGAGCGUUUCUACGAAUGCUGUCCGGAGCCGUACCCUGAUGUCACCUUCACCGUGGUGAUGCGGAGACGGACCCUCUACUAUGGCCUCAAUCUGCUCAUCCCAUGUGUCCUGAUCUCCACUCUGGCUCUGCUCGUCUUUCUUCUGCCUGCUGACUCUGGGGAGAAGAUCUCACUGGGCAUUACAGUCCUGCUCUCCCUGACUGUCUUCAUGCUGCUAGUCGCAGAGAUUAUGCCUGCCACAUCAGACUCUGUGCCCUUAAUAGCUCAGUACUUUGCCACUACCAUGGUCAUCGUUGGUCUCUCAGUAAUUGCUACAGUUCUGGUCUUGCAGUAUCACCACCACGACCCUGAUGGAGGCAAGAUGCCGAAGUGGACCCGUGUGAUCCUGCUGAACUGGUGCGCCUGGUUCCUGCGCAUGAAGCGCCCAGGUGAGGAGCGAGUGCGUUCAGCCUGCGACAAUAAUGCUCCACGGAGCAGCCUGACCAGCAUGGAGCUCAAUGCUAGCACCUCCGCCUCCCAGUCCACCAAUGGCAACAUGCUCUAUGUUGGUGUCCGCGGCCUGGAGAGCAUUCCCUACUCCACAGCUGCCACCUCGCCUGACUCCGGGGUCCUGUGUGGACGCCUGGGUGUACGAGCAGGUGAGGAAGAGCUGCUUCUCCCCACAGCUCAUAGCUCCUCGUUGGGGAAAGUUGAACCGGAAAUAGCCAAGAUUCUGGACGAGGUGCGUUACAUUGCCAAACGCUUCCGUGUCCAAGACGAGGAUAUCUCAGUGUGCAAUGAGUGGAAAUUUGCUGCGGCUGUUAUUGAUAGGCUUUGUCUUAUGGCUUUCUCGCUCUUCACCAUCCUCUGCACCAUUGGGAUCCUCAUGUCAGCUCCUAACUUUGUUGAGGCAAUUUCCAAAGAUUUUUUCAACUGAGGACUUUAUCAGGAAAUAAAUGCUUAAUUGAAAACAAAAGUCUAUUGUCAAUCAUACUACACCAAUCACAGAGUAAAGAUUUGUAAACUCAUGAGCCAGUUGUUGGGAUACAGUUAAAUUGGCUAGUGUGUAUGAGACUUGUGUAUUACCAAACAAUAAUUCAGUAAUGUAGGCAAAAUGUAUGUAAUGCAUAAAUGAUUAUAUGCCUUACACUACAGUGAUGAAAAUGACCAGCUUUUGCCUUUUAUAUGACACAACAUUAUGGUAUAUUAAAAGUUAACAUUUUAACCCAUUUACCCCCUUGAGUGGUUUCAAAGUAACUCUGAAAAAUGCUGAUAUUGCAAAGCAUUAGUUUAAAACAAGGAAUGCAACUGUGGUUUGUUAUGUGAUGUUACCUGUGUAUCAUUCAUUACAAUGUAUCUAUUUGAAGACCCUCACUAAAAUAUAUUACAUAUAUGAGACGUAAAAGCUACAGUAUCUUAUAUUGAAAUGAAUUUGUUGGAUCACACGAAUACUCAUAUAUCCAAAACAAUUUUGUGAUGUUUUAAAUUGCCUUUGUAUGAGCAUAACCACCUCAGUUUAAUCAUGUUCUCGUUUAUUGUUUCUUACUUAUUUUUAAGAAAACAUUUUGUGAUAAUUAAAGCAUUACAAUUAAAUGAAAAUAGUUUGUUUCUAUGUUGGUUCAUUUCAAUUUAUUUUGUUUUUGUCCAGUAAACAGUUGUCCUGUGAUAUUUCACUAAUAAAUGUGUUUUUUUUU